UCAAAUAGAUGGUUCCAGAUUCCGAGUUCUGAAGUGGAGUUUGUCCCGAUCUACCCCCGCCAUGUCUGACGCUGGGGACGGAGGCGACGAGGUCAUCCACGACGCGCCCAACUUCAUCCGCGUCUACAAGAGCGGUCGCGUCGAGCGGUUCCUGCGGAUCGACUUCGCGCCGCCCUCCACGGACGCCGCCACCGGGGUCACCUCGAAGGACGUCGUCGCGGGAGACGGCGUGUCGGGGCGCCUCUACCUCCCUGCGACCCCCUGCGGCGGCUACGUGGGGAGGCUCCCCGUCCUCGUGUUCUUCCAUGGGGGUGGCUUCUGCCUCGGCUCGGCGUUCGACGCCGCGACGCACGGGCACGCCAACCGGCUCGCCGCGCGGGCCGGCGCCAUCGUCGUGUCGGUGGAGUACCGCCUCGCGCCGGAGCGCCCGGUCCCCGCGCUCUACGGGGACGCGUGGGCUGCGCUCCAGUGGGUAGCCUCGCACGCCGAUGGUCAGGGGGAGGAGCCCUGGCUGACCGCGCACGCGGACUUCGGCCGGGUCCACGUCGGGGGCGAGAGCGCCGGCGCCAACAUCGCGCAUCACGCUGCAAUGCGGGCCGGCGCCGAGGAGCUGGGCCACGGCGUGAAGGUGAACUCGCUCGUCCUGAUUCAUCCCUACUUCCUGGGCGGCGACAGCUCCGAGUCAGACGAGAUGGGCAUGGCGUUGCUUCGCGAGUUGAUCCGGCUAUGGCCGGUGGUCUGCCCAGGGACGAGCGGGUGCGACGACCCGUGGAUCAACCCGAUGGCGGACGGCGCACCAAGCCUGUCCGUCCUGGGGUGCCGGCGUGCGCUGGUGUGCAUCGGUGGGAAGGAUGCGAUGAGGGGUAGAGGAAAGCUGUAUUGUGAGAAGCUGAGGGAAUCUGGGUGGCAGGGGGAGGUGGAGAUCUGGGAGGCAGAUGGGCAGGGCCAUGGCUUUCAUCUCCUGUGGCCGACAUGUACUCAGGCAGAAGCACAAGUACAGACCAUUGCCGAGUUCCUGAGCCAUGGAUGAGAUCUCGGUGCUCCACCACUUCACAUGAUAUCGGGAUUGCUCUAAUAGAGUUGGGUAUCAAGUACAUGAGCAGUUC
Messenger RNA from Oryza brachyantha (malo sina), 1106 nucleotides. RefSeq names its product 2-hydroxyisoflavanone dehydratase-like. Bases 62 to 1030 code for a protein of 322 amino acids. The transcript has a single exon. The record is from RefSeq and is a predicted model, not a curated record. NCBI's taxonomy places the organism in Eukaryota, Viridiplantae, Streptophyta, Magnoliopsida, Poales, Poaceae. Gene Ontology annotation, molecular function: hydrolase activity.